UACUUUAAUAUUGCCAGCACAAGAAUUGAUUACUUAGUUUAUUUGUGAUAAAUACAACACCUCCCAAGCAGAAAAAAGUCACUCACAAAAACACCUCGAGCUCUCUCUACCAUACAAACCAAAAAUAUCGGUGGUUCAAUCUUCAGUACCCGACGCCGGCGGAAAGAUCAUGGCGGGACAGUCGCGAAAAUGGAUGAUUCUGGUGGCGACGAUUUGGAUUCAGGCUUUUACCGGGACCAACUUCGAUUUCUCGGCUUACUCUUCAGAUUUGAAGUCGGUUUUGAAGAUUUCGCAGGUGCAGCUUAACUACCUCGCCGUGGCUUCUGAUCUCGGGAAGGUGUUCGGUUGGUCGUCGGGGCUUGCGCUGAUGUACUUCCCGCUUUGGACGGUGCUUUUCGCUGCGGCGUCUAUGGGAUUCGUCGGUUAUGGAGUACAGUGGCUUGUCAUCACUAACUUCAUCUCUCUGCCUUAUAUUAUGGUGUUUCUCUGUUGCUUACUUGCUGGUCUAAGUAUCUGUUGGUUCAACACAGUCUGCUUUGUGCUCUGCAUCAGCAACUUCCCUGCAAACAGAGCACUUGCUCUUUCCCUCACAGUAAGCUUCAACGGUGUAAGUGCUGCUCUAUACACACUUGCUUACAACGCAAUAAACCCAACCUCUCCAGAGCUCUACCUUCUCUUAAACGCUCUCAUACCUCUCGUUGUCUCCUUCACUGCAAUCAUCCCGAUCCUUCGCCAACCACCUUUCGAGCCUCUUCCACCAGAAGGAGUUCGCCGCGACUCUCUCAUGUUUCUACUGCUCAACAUUCUCGCCGCUCUAAACGGUGUUUACCUCCUCCUCUUUGAGUCAAACUCCUCCGAUAUAACCUCUGCUCGUCUCCUCUUUGGUGGUGCAAUCAUCCUCUUGGUCCUCCCUUUAUGUAUCCCCGGUUUAGUCAUCGCCCGUAAGUGGUAUCAUCGCACAAUCCACACAAGCUUCCGCCUCGAAGGUUCCGGUUUCAUUCUUGUUCAUCCUGAUGAGCUUGAGUUGCAUAAAGGGAUGGUUGCACAUGAAGCCAAUAGAGAAAGCUACCAGUUGCUAAACGACGACGUUGUGCAAAACCUUGUUAUUAAGACUACAGCUCCAGAGGAAGGUGACAGUGAUGAGUCUUGUUGCAAGAAGCUUAUCACAAGAGGCCAGCUUGAGAUAUUGGGAACUGAACAUUCUUUGUCGCAGCUCUUACGUAGAGCUGACUUCUGGUUCUACUAUAUUGCAUACUUCUGUGGUGGAACCAUCGGUCUUGUGUACAGCAACAACCUCGGACAGAUUGCUCAGUCUUUAGGACAAAGCUCAAAGACUACAACUCUUGUCACACUUUAUUCUUCCUUCUCAUUCUUUGGAAGAUUGCUCUCGGCAACACCUGACUAUAUCCGAGCGAAGGUUUAUUUUGCAAGAACCGGGUGGUUAGCAAUCGCGCUUUUACCAACACCAAUCGCGCUUUUCUUGCUCGCAUCAUCAGGAGCCGCGUCAGCGUUACAAGCGGGAACAGCUCUGAUAGGUCUAAGCUCAGGAUUCAUAUUCGCAGCAGCUGUUUCGAUCACAUCAGAGCUUUUUGGACCAAACAGUGUUGGAGUUAACCACAACAUCUUGAUCACAAACAUACCAAUCGGAUCGUUGAUCUAUGGAUUCUUGGCUGCAUUGGUCUAUGACUCACAUGGUUCGACUGUGAUCAAAUCGAUGAAAGACUCCGUCGUGUGUAUGGGACGGGGUUGCUAUUACUUGACCUUUGUGUGGUGGGGAUGCUUGUCGGUUCUUGGACUCGCUUCUAGUCUUGUGUUGUUUAUUAGGACUAGAAGAGCUUAUCAACGGUUUGAACAAGCUCGGAUAACUUCAAAUAUUGAUUCAUAGAAAUUUACCUUCAUUCCCCAACGGCUUGUGUAUAUCACAGUAUAUGUAGGGAUCUAUAUUUAACAGACGUAUUAAUGGACUGUUAUGGAUUUUGGCUGAUAA
Molecule: messenger RNA, 1987 nt
Organism: Brassica oleracea var. oleracea
Lineage: Eukaryota; Viridiplantae; Streptophyta; Magnoliopsida; Brassicales; Brassicaceae
Product: protein NUCLEAR FUSION DEFECTIVE 4-like
Exons: 3
Coding region: 170-1885 (571 amino acids)
Cellular component (GO): membrane
Source: RefSeq, a predicted model, not a curated record